Molecule: messenger RNA, 4258 nt
Organism: Aplysia californica (California sea hare)
Lineage: Eukaryota; Metazoa; Mollusca; Gastropoda; Aplysiida; Aplysiidae
Product: meckelin
Biological process (GO): cilium assembly
Cellular component (GO): MKS complex; ciliary transition zone
Source: RefSeq, a predicted model, not a curated record
AAAAGGGCAGAAUGAUUGAUGGUCGUAAAAACGUUGGACUUUAAAUGACGAUAAGUAACACAUGAAAUAUAAUUAUCACACUGCACGAUGUAAUGCCCUUUUAAAAACAAUGAUAUCUCAGUAAUAGUAAUAUUCGCAAAUGACAAAGAGUAUUCUAUUCUGAUCGGUCCUGCUGUUUACAGGCAACGAAAAUGGCGGCCUGUGGCACAUUCUCUUGUCUUGUUUUCCUUAUUUUUUCUCUAACAGUUUGUUAUUCGCAAAUACUACCCGAUUUCACGGACUAUGUACAAAUUGAGAGUUGUGCUGAUGGUACUAGUCCAGAUCAACCUCGAUAUUUCAAUGCAGUUACACUCAAAUGCGGCAAUUGUAGGGCAAAUAGCACUGUUCAGCGAAGAAGCGCCAACGGUCUAACAUGCGAGUGUCAACCUGGUUAUAGAUAUGCCAAAAAUUUUGGUGGAAAGGAAGUAACCUGUGUGGCAUGUGGAGCUAACCAGGCUGUGUCAGACGAUGGCUGGGAAUGCGUGGAGUGUCCCGGUGUAACCAGCGCAGCCACGGGGACUUGCGAUAAAUGCUUGGGAGAUCGAGAAGUAAAUGUGCUACGCCUUUUGGAUGGGAACUUUGCGACGGCGACAGCAUCAGGAGUAGGUCAGGUCACGUGUCAGACGUGUAGUGCGGACACACAGCCCAAUGAUGGUCUCGACAGGUGUGACCGUUGCAGCACCACCCUGAGUAUCCGGUCUGCUGGGGGCUGUGACUGUGACAGUGCCACAGAGGAGCAGCUGAAAGACAUUUGUUUUCAGAAGUCAUCCCUCCCUGCAGAUUACAAUGCUCCAUCGUUGUCUCAGAUCACACUAGAGAAUUCCCAGUCCGUGUCAUCUGCGUAUCUGACAGAAAAUGUCAUUGCUGAGUUCAUCUUGUGCAAGGACUACAACAACUCGAUGUCAUGUCAGUCUCUGGCCAACAUGUGUGUGCUGACCAUGUACCAGGGCAGCUUCAGUCCUGCACGGCUUGCUCAGGCGUGUUACCUCCUGACUGUUGAGAUACCAAAUUCGCUCAUCUACUUCGACAUCAAGCCGCAAAUCUUUAUCCAGGACGAUGCGGAGGAUGUGCUGUAUUCGAAGGAGAUCCGCACUCAAUGGACCGUGGACCCACCAACGACCUUCCCCUUCCUGGUGGGCCAGUUUUCUCUGGACGGAGUCUUCGAAGGUUUUCAGGAGAUGACCGGAGGCUUUCUGCAGCUGUGUGAUGCCUCUGAGAAUUUCCUCAAUGCAGCAUUCGUGUUUGGCACGUACUACAGUCACUCUUGUUCCAUUCCGGCGCUGUCGCUGUGGGACCCUGUCAAGUAUCCCCUCAAGUUCUACGAAAUUUACCUGCGGUACACGUCUGACGGUCGGGAGACGUUAUACCGUGUCCCAGUGAAGAUUCUGAACUACCGAAACUUCCGGGGGAAUAGAGUCAAUGAAGGCUCAGACAUCGGGGAGUGGAAAUUGAUGCGCAGGUUUUUCCUGGUAGACAACGUGGCAACCCAGUCACCAACUGACUCAGCUGAAGUUCUCGGUGAGCUACACAAUGACUCAGGAGGACUACACCCGCAGCUUCCAGAUUGCCACGGGUACCCUCAGCUGUUUUGCCGUCAUCUUUGCCGGCUACCGCACCUACGUCUGGAACAAGAGAGCCGGCCGGCUGACCAUCGACUUCCCCACUUUGGUCAACUUCAUCUUCAACCUGUGCAACUACCUGGGCAAUGCCUUCUUCGCCAUCGUCUUUGGCAUCGCCUUUUACUUUUUCAUCUUUUUCAAGUCCAAGCGCAAGAUCAACAGGGUUUUCCAGAUUUUUGCUGUGGUGUUCUUCCUCCACGUGGUGGGCUUUGAGGACACGACGACCAAAGAUCCGGACGGGUCAGUCGGCAAAUCUGGCGACACCUACAUGAGUGAGCAGAGCGAAGUUUUCCGCAUGGCCCUGGCCACCCUGGUCUAUCUGCUGGUUGACAUCGUCCAGGUGAUUUUCUUUCUGUUUAUCUACGAGCGAUUCAUCUCGGACGACAUCCGCGAGUUCGUGGAUCUGUGCUCGAUGAGCAAUGUGAGCGUGUUCAUCAUGGCGCACGGGGAGUUCGGCUACUACAUCCACGGCCGCUCGGUGCACGGUCGUGCAGACGUCAGCAUGAGGGAGAUGUCCGAGAUGUUGGAGAGAGAAGUGUCUCUGCGUGAGGUUGACUACGUGGUGAAGGAAAAGAGCUUUGUGGAGAAGAUCUUGGACACUGAAUUUUUGGAACUUACAGACAAAGGAAUUUUUUACAGUGAUAACGGCCACUCAUUCGACAACAUCCUGUUCUACGGCAACGAGCUGACGCUGGUGGUGUUUGACACGCUCUUCUUCUGUAUCGUGGACCUCAUCUUCCAAGACUUUGUCCUGGCCGGCGUCAUCACUUUCCUGGCAACUGAGCUCAUCUGCCAGGCAAGAGAAAUGGGCGGGAAGAAAAACCUGGCCAAGAAAACUCUGGUUGAUGAACGGUUCCUCAUCUAGACGUCGCAACAUUCAAACCUCAUGUAGACAUCCUCACGUCAGCACCUUUUAGCAGGAGUGAAGUGGGUGGAGGGAGAUGGGGUGGGGGGGGGGGGACUGUAUGUUACCGAUUGCACAGACUUUCAUGGUGUUCCUUGGUUCACACUGGACGGAGAGGAAGAGGAAUGAUUCCACUUCACUCCCCCAUCAUCAUCAUCAUCAUCAUCAUCAUCAUCAUCAUCAUCAUCAUCAUCAUUAUCAUCAUCCUUUCUUUUCGCCAACCGGAGUAUAGGUCACCAACAAGAACUCUUGAUGUUCUAUCCUGGACUCCACGUCUGUCCAGCUGUAUUCCAUCUCCUUUAGGUCUGAAUCCACGGCCCUCUCCAAGUACUGUUAGGCCUUCCUCACGUUCUUUUUCUAUGUGGCUUCUAUUUUGAGGCUUAAUGGGUUUGUUAUUGGUUUUCUUAUGGACUGUCCAAUCCACUUCCAUUUUCUCUUUGAUUUCUAUAUCUUUUUCUGUUAAUUAGUUUGCUCUCAUAGUUGAAUUAGUUGUUCAUUUCUUAUUGUGCUGUGCCAAAGUAUGUUUUAGGAUUUUUCUGGAGCAGCUGUUAAUGACUGCUUGUAGCUUUUUAGAAGUUUGUUCACAAAAUUUCUGUGUUUCUCCCUCUCCCAGACCUUCCUAGAUUGUCUUGGAGUAAACAUGUGGUUGUUGUUUUUGGUCAAGGGCAUGAAUUUUGCUCUGUUUCUGAAAAAGUGUAGGAUAUUUUCCACCAGCUGUAACUGGUUUUGACUCCCAAGUUACCCGGUCGGCUGAGAGUUGAGCAGGGACAAUGAGGUUCGACAGUUGUGUGCCUGGUAAGAAAGCAUGUUGCCCACGGUGAGUGGGCGUUGUGUUUCUUGUUCCUAUCCCCGCCUCCCGCACAGCGGAACAACGUACAUUCCUCACAGAGAUUUCCACAGAUCAAAAUUGUUGUUGACAAUUGCGGUUGCUUUGUUUUGGUGAACAACCAUGUGUUUUUGCACGGCGAUCCGUCCACUUUAUGGAAAGAUUUUUGACUGGUUUUAUUGUUUGAUGAUGAUAUCAUUAUUUGCUACUUAGAGCCAAUUAUAGGCACUUGUGAUUUUUGGAUGACUUUUUAAAAAAGGACCUGAUGUUUUGUGUAUUUGUAAUAUCAUCAUGCUGUUGUGUGAUACAAGCUGAAGUGAAAAACCCCCCCAAACAAAACAGUACUUUUUCUGUAAGCUUGUAGUGGGAUUUGCCUUUCUAGAGUACCGGUAACACUAGUUACAGUUAAAUGUUAUUUCUCUCCUCUUUAAUCUUAAAUCUGUUCAUCAUUGGGUUGGCUUCAUGGUCUCUGAGUGGUACAAAUGCCAGGUUUAAGAAAACCCUUGCCAUUAUGAAAUGUUUGCUGACUCAAAUGUUUGUUCGUGAAGUGACUAUCUGCCAGAAAUGUCUCCCAGUGUUGGUUCUGUAGCUUCUCAAGUUUUGCUCAAGCUGGAAGACGGACCCAUCAUAUGGGUUGGAUGCUUGUUUGAGAGUUCUGCGUGCAUCAUGAAGGGGAUUUAGCUUUUGUAAAUGUUGAUAACAUGGGAUGUUAUAAGGCGAUUGAUUUGUAAUAUAUCAGUUUUGAUGACUUUGAUUUUUGAUGUGCAGCAGUUUACAGUAUAACACGGAUAGCUCGAAUUCAUCGGGACUGGACUCGGUAGUUCGAGGGAUCCGUAGUUCGAGGGAUAUCUUACAAAGAUAAAGAAGAAA